Plasmodium vinckei vinckei is the source of this 13887-nucleotide messenger RNA. RefSeq names its product conserved Plasmodium protein, unknown function. Lineage: Eukaryota; Apicomplexa; Aconoidasida; Haemosporida; Plasmodiidae. Bases 1 to 13887 code for a protein of 4628 amino acids. The record is from RefSeq and is a predicted model, not a curated record. The transcript has a single exon.
AUGAGAAAAAGAGGAAAUAUAAAAAUUUUCGAGCUGGAAGAAAUAAUUUUUAUUUUGCUACAUUGCUUAGAUCAAGACAACAAAUUGAACAGAGAAGUUGUGAACACUCUUAAGACUUAUAUUAUUUAUCAUGAAUGUGAAAUUUUAAAUUAUGUAUUUUCAUUUUUACAAAUUCAAAAAGUUAGUCAUGAAAAUCAGAAAUAUUUGUUAUACUUAAUAUAUGACAUUAUCUAUUAUAGUGUCUAUAAUAGUUUUAGUAAUAUAUUUGAUGAAUAUUUUGAGAACGAUAAAAAAAAUGGCGAUAAAAAAGAUAAUGAAAAGAAAGACGAAAAUAUAAAAAGAAGCAAAAAUGAGAGCAACAAACAGGGAAGAAUAUCCAUGGAAAAUAAUAUUAACAGUUAUAUUACAGAUAUAAAUAUAUUUAAUAACAUUAUAAAAUAUACAUUUUUUGAUGGAGACGAAUAUUGUUUUAUAUACAAUAGUGAGUUUGAGAAUAGUAAUAAUGACCAUGAUAAUAAUUAUGAAACUAUGAAAUUGAAAGACAAAAUUAUUAAUGAAAAUAGUAGUAACUAUAGCGUUCGAAAUAUCCGUAACAUGGGUUCGUUUAACUUUUGUGAUAAUAAAACCAGCUUGAACCUUUUUACACAUAAUAAAAUAUCCUUUUUGAAAUGUGUAAAAAAGGAAAUAUAUAAAAUGCUUUUAGUUAAUAAAAAAAAAUUAGCUAAUGAUAAGCUAGUUAUGUAUUGUACCGAUAAUAUAUACAAUAAGCAGAAUAUAAAAAACUCUGAAAUAAAUAACAUUAUUAAAAAUAUAAUUAAUUUUAUACUUAAUGAAAUGAUAUUUAUAAAAAAGAAUGAUGAAAGACAUGCCAUAAUGACUAAGUUGUUAAUUCUAUGCAUAAUGAAAGAAGAUUAUUAUUUAAAAAAAAAAAUAAUCGAAAAAAUUAAUUACUAUAUUUUGCAAAGUAAAACUGAAACUAAUGGAGAUGAUAAAGAUAAUGGUAAUAGCAAUAGUCUUAGUAACACUCCCCCCAAAAAUAAUAAUAAUAAUAAUUACAGAAUUAAUCCAAAUGUAUACAUAUAUCUAGAUUUAUAUAUAGACAUAUUUAUGCAAGUACCUCACCUUUCUAAAAAUGUUCUUAUUGAUGUAUUUAAAAUUAUAGAACAUUUAGUCCACAAUAAUAGUGAUAAUACUGCUAAUAAUACUAACAAUAGUAGUAACAACAAUAAAAAACAUAUAGAUAUAAUGCAUAAAAUAUUUUUAAAAAUAUUUUACAAUCUUCAUUUUCCUUCCAUUUUAUAUAAUAUAAUUAAUAUGGACGAAAAAUAUAGAAAUCAAAAUUUUAUAAUAUUCCCAAAUAAAAAUAAUGCAAAUGUAUAUAUUGAAAAUAAUGUAAUACAUUUGUCACUUGAAAAUACUAGUGAAGAUACUUGUACAACAUAUACAAGAAAUUCUUCUGUGAAUUCAAGAAUAUGUAAGCAAGUUAGUAGCAGUUAUAUUUUUAACGAUAAUUUAAAUUACAAUCAAUUAUAUCAAGGAAAUAUGAAAAAUAAGGAUAAUAAUAUGAAUAAAAUGAUUAGCAAUAAGAUUAGUGAUGAGGAUAAGGCUAUUCAAAAUGAUGGAGAAUGUAUUGUGAAUUCAAUUGAGAUUGAAGGAGAGAAAGGAGAAAAUGAAACAAAAAAUACAACAAAAAUAAAUGACCCCUCUUCCUCAAAAGAAUCAGAAAACGAAAAUAAGUUGAUAUUGCAAAAUAAUAGUGAAACUUUGGAUAAAAAUAUUAGUAGCCUAAACAGUGAAUCGGUAAAUGAAUUAGACAACGGAAUAAAUAAAUUUAACGGACUGAGGAAUGAUGAAAAGGAAAAUUCAUAUGAAAAAAAAAAUAAGUAUGAAGAUUAUGAUGCAAUACAAAAUAGUGAACUAGUGGGAGGGAUUAAAAGAAAAGGAUCAUCAAUUUCCCAAAGUAAAUAUAGUGAAAGAAUAAAAGCAGAAAGUAAGGAUAUACAUGAUGUAUGUAUAAAAGUAUUAAAUAUAUAUUUAGAUAUAAUAUUGGAUAUAAAAUAUAAUAAUGAAAAUUAUACAAGAAUACUUUAUAUUAUAUCAAAAUUAUGUUUAUAUAUAAAUAAUGAUGAUACUAUAAAAAAUGUCUUAGAAAUAUUUAUAUUUUAUUUCUUUUCAUUUUUCAAUGCUACUAUUAAUAAUAUAUUAAUGCAUGAUAUUUCUAGUAUAUAUAAUAAUGAUUCAAAAAUUCGUAUAAAUUAUAUAGGAUUGAAAGAGUUACCAAAUUUUAAUAUAAUAAAAAGUUUUAGAAUAACUUUACAAAAUUGCUUAUCAAAAAUAGAACACAUAGUAAUGUUUACUAAUCAAGUAUUAACACUAAAUUAUUAUUUUUUAUAUAUAUUAAUUAAUCAGAAUUAUUCUAUUAAUAACCCAAGUGAUAUUAUUAAAAAAAUAACAUCAAACUUAUAUAAGUGGACCUUUAUAGAAAUUAUUGAAAUUUUUAAUAUCUUUAUAGCAUGCAUUUAUACGAAUAAUUCUGUAUUUAAUUUUUUGAAUGAAAAAUUAAAAUCAGACAACAAAAUAGAUAUAAUAUCUUCUUUAUUUAUAUUGAAACAAUACAUUGUAUUGAUAUCAAGCGACUUAAGUAAUCAUAAUAUAAGUUACAUUUCGAAUCAGAAUAUAAAAAAGGAAUACAAUGUAUGCGAUGGGGAUCAAAAUGCUUGGAAACCUAAAGAUUAUUAUCACAGGGAGCAUAAAAAAUGUUUCACAAAUUUAAAUACCUUUAUAAGUGAUAUACAAAAUGUUAAUACAAAUAUAGAAGUUAUUAUCCAAAUAAUUUCAACAAUAUGUGAAAGAUUUAAUAAAGAUUUAAACAUUAUAUAUUUGGUACUUGAAAUUAGCUUAUUUUUGUCUUAUAAUGAAUAUUUCAAUUAUUAUUCAUAUAACCCUAAUGUGAUAUUUGGUUUGCUACCAAAUAUAUAUAGCCCUUUAACUGUUAUGCAUACUAAAAAUAAGAGCAAAAAAAAACUAAUCAUUGACCAUAUUGAAUCAAAAUCAGUUUUCCAAAUCAAGCAAAAUCCCAUUUCAAACAAUGAAAAAGGUACCUUGAAUAAUAUGGAUUUUGAGAAAAACACAAAAAAUCAAGAAAACCAGAUUUACAAUGAAUUUUAUAAACAAAAGAAAAAUAACAUAGAUGAAAAUACCGAACAAAAUGGAAAUAUUGAUGAAUAUAUCGAGAAAAACAAAAAUAAUAAAGAAGAAAACAGUGUAAAUGAAAUAAAGACAUGGGCUGUUAUACCAAACAAAUAUAUAAUAAAUAUAUUUCAGCUCUUUAUAAAUAUAUUGUUAAACGAAGAAGAAUACUCUAAAAUAAAGAGUAGAAAAUAUGGGUAUUCAGUUGAUAAUGGUGAUAUAAUACACAUGCCUCAAAAUGGAAGUAACAAUACUAGUAACCAAUUUUAUAAAAGUGAUAAUACUGUUGAUAAUAAAUGUUUAACAAAUAUAAAUAUCAUUGCGCAUAAUCAAAUGUUUUAUGAUAUAUAUGAUCACUUUUUUAUUUACAUGCAUCCAUCAGUAACUUAUAUAAAAAGACUAAUUUCAGAGGCCUUUCAAUAUAACUUUUCUAUACAUUCAGCACGGGUUUUAUAUCCAUUAUUAUUUGAAUAUUUAAUGAAUAUAAAAAUAAAUUAUAAAAUAGUAAUAAUACUUUUAAAGUGUUUAAAUAUUAUAUGCAUAUCAUUAUAUAAUUAUAUGAGUGUAAAAAAUUUAAGGAUUCAUUCAAAUUUUCAUUUUAAUUUUUUAAUUUUACCAAAUAUGAGCCAAAUUAUGUCAAUUCUAUUUAUGUAUUGCUAUCACGAAAAUUUUAUUAUAUCCUUCUUAAGUUUACAAUUAAUUUCAAUUUUAAGAGUUUUUACACAAAAUACAAGUAUUAAGGAUGCUCAAUCAUUUACCUAUUUUGAUUUAAUGCUUAAUAUUUUGAAAUUGUCUUUCAAAAUAAAUGAUAAAGACAACAUCAAGAAAUUCGAUAGCAUAUUUUCUGAAGAAAAAUACAACAGCAAUAUAUCGAAGGACAUGAAUGGAACUGGAGAUAAUAAGACCAUUCAAAAGACGGAGAAAAAAAGGAAGUACUACAAAAGGCUGAUAAAAUUAUGCUAUAUAAAAGUAGCAAAGAUUAUAAGUAAGAAACUUUUAAAUACAUACCUGAAAUCAUAUUCUUUAAAAUAUGUUAAAAAGAGCACAAACAAAAAGAUAAACAGAAUAAUAUCCAAAUAUUUUAAUUUGGAUGUAGAAUGUAUUGCAAAACUUAUUCAAAGGUAUGAUGUUGAUUACAAUAAUAAUGCGUCAACUAUGAGGGGGUCGAAUUUGAUAAAUGUAAAUACAGAAGUAAAGGAAAAUAUUAACACAAUUUUGUUAGAAAAAUUUGAGUAUAUAAAUAAAAACAUACACAAUAUUAUAAAACUAAGUAGUAAGCUUUUUAAUAGUUAUGUAAAAUUAGAAAUAAAUAGCAUUUUUAAUCCUCAAACGUAUAUAAUACCAUUUUUUUGUAUAUUAAUAGAACAGUUAAAAAUAUUUCAGAAUAAUUUGGAGUUUGAAAAUAAUACCUUGUUUUAUGUUAGCACAUUAAAUAUGAUAUGCAUAAUUUCAAAAUAUUUGCCAAAAAAUUAUACAAACAUAUUGAUAACAAUUUUUUUCAAGCUAAAUCCAGAUGUCUUAGUAAAUGAAAAUGAAAAUUUCCUUUUAUCAUUGUAUUAUAAUUUUUCUUAUAUUUAUAAAACACAUAUUUUUAAUUUAUAUAAAGAAAAAUGCACAACUUUACAUACACAAAAUUGUAUUGAGUCUAUACAUUUAAUAAGAAAGGAUAUUAAUAGUAUAUCUUUAAAAAAAUCUAGUGAUAACCAAAUUGAUUUUAAUAAUUUUAUACUUUUAUCAAAUGCAUAUAGUAGUGACAUAUCCAAACAAAAAAAUAUUGAAAAUGUUCUAAACUUUAUUUACAAAUAUAUAAAGGUUCAUAACGAUAAUAUUAAGAGUGCUUUUGAAUAUUAUAUAGAAGAAAAACAUAAAAAACAGAUGAAUCAUGCUGAGAAAAGAGAGCCCAGUUUGCUUUGUAAGCUUAAAAAUGCGUUAGAUAAAAAAAAUCAGGUAAUACAAAAACUAGUAGACUUAUUAGAAAGUAAAUUAGGAAUGUAUGUUGUUCAAACUGAUAUAAAUUAUUCUAUAGGAAAUCUAUUUAAACAAGAGAUAAUGUCAUAUUAUAUUGAAAAUCUAGUGAAUAAAAAAAAUAUUAUAUGGACAUUAUAUUUAUUAAAUAAUUUAUAUUAUUCAGAUAUUGCUAAUAAAAAAGGUGGUGCAUUUUCCUUAUUCGGAAAAUCAGCAAAUGUUAUACAUUCUGAAAACAUGCGUAAUACAUUAAUUUUAAGUAUGGGAGUGUGUCUGAAAAAAAUAACAAAAACUAUAAAAUUUGAAGAUUUAUAUAAAAUGAAUCAAAUUUAUGUGAAUAAUGAAAUAUUUGCUAUUUAUGUCAAAUGUGUAUAUAAUAACAUUUCAAAAUAUAGUUGCCAUUUUAAAAAAGUUUUUUUCAAUAAAAAGGAGCAAUCUAAAAUAAAUUAUGAUACAAUUGAAAAGGAAAUAAUUAAAAAUAGACAAAAAUAUACAGAGAAAAUGUAUAAAGACGAAAACAAUCAAUAUAUAAAAAGUAAAAAUGAGUUAUUUGCAUUUCUUAGAAAAGAAGAAAAUGCCAAUUAUUUGAACGAUUCUACCAAAUUAAAUUUCAAGGAUGUUAUCCAAAAAUAUGCUUGUAAUGAAAAUUAUUCUUUUUUGAUAUUCCAGAUUUUAGUGGAUCCAAUUAUAAUUGCCCUUUAUCAAGAAAAGGAGCCAUGCUUGCAAAAGGGAUUGUUAAAAUCAUUGAAGAAAAUAGCCAAACAGUUGAAAAAAAUUAAAUGUGUUAAUACACUCAAGGGAAGCUAUAAUAGUAAAGAGAAUAAUAACCUCGAAGAGGAAGAAGAAAAUCAAAACAUACCAGAUUUGAGAGAUGAAAAAGAAAAAGUGUUUUCUAAUUUAUCUCGGGAAGUGAAUAGAAGGCAGGAUAAAUAUAAUUGUGUUUCAUUUUUGGAUACAAAAAAUAAGGAAUGCAUAGUUGAUGAUAUAUGUGAGAAUUAUAUAAAAGAUAAUAACAUAAAUAGUGAUAAAUUUUAUUCUUGUCUAUAUUUAUAUAAAUUUAUCAUAAUAUAUUCAUCAUUAUGCUGCAUAUCAAACAUUUCUAACAAUCCCAUUCCAAUUUCCGGAGACAUAAACAUUUAUAAUGUAGAGAAAUUCGUCAUAUUUUUUAAAAGCCGCAAUGAUUGUAAUAAGGAUAAUAGUGAAAAUACUUUUGAAUUUUCAGAUAAAAGUGAAUACUAUUUUAAAGAAGAAAUUAUUAAAAAUAAUAAAAGUGAAAAUCAAACGAUCAAAAAUGAAGAAAAUUUAAAUGAGAAAAAGGAUGACUCCUUUUAUAUUAGAGAAAUAGAUAAUGUGAAUAAAAAAAUAGAGCAAGAGUCAUUCGAUUCUACACCAACUUUACAAACAAAUAAACAAAAUGGAGUAUCUAGUGACAACAAAUUAUCUGAUCGAAAUAUAAGCAAUGAUUCGUAUGUAAUUCUUUUAAGUUCUUUGAAAACGGUUAAUUACUGUUUGGGUAUAAAACAAUAUCCUCUAAAUACGCAGACAAUAUUCAUCAUUUUUGAUGUACUUGUAAAUUUGAUUUUAAAAAUUGUAUUGGAUCAAAAAGAUAAAAUUCACAAAAAACUGAUGGAAAAUAAAAAUAAGGAAAAUAAAAAUAAGGAAAAUAAAAGUGACGCAGAUAAAAAGACAGCUAAUAAGGGGAAAGCAAAUAAUCAUGACAAACAAUUUGACACUGGUAAAAUACGGAAUAAAGAAAUCGGCAAUAAAAUAGAUAAGCAAGGAUCCAAAAAAUGGGAGAAAGCAAAACGUAAAAAAAAGGGUGAUAAGAAUAAGAUCAAUUUUGUUGAUGACGUAUAUAGUAUUGAAAAAAAAAAUGUUCGUUCAAAAAACAUUGAAAGCAUAUCAAAUGAUGGUUAUGGUGAAGAAAUAUAUGAAAAUAUGAACAAAAACAGAAGCAUAACAAUAAGUAAUGAUAAUAGUUAUAUUAAGAAACCUUAUAUGAAUAGUUCAAAUAAUACGAAUCAUUCAAAGGAUACUGAGGAAAUCGAAAAAAAGACAUCAAAUGUACUUAUAAAUUCAUCUAUUAAUGAAAUAAAGGAUGAGCACAAAAUAAAUAAUAUAAAUGAGCAAAUGAGCUAUCAUUUUUCAAAACGAAUUAUGGAGAAUAAUAUGAAUGGGUCAAUAAUGGCAUAUAAUAAUGAAUACAUAAAAUGGAAUAAACCCAAAGGAAAAACACUAAUAAAUAAUCGAGUGGGAAAAUUGGAAAAAGAAAAAUGGAUUGGAAAAAAUAAUAAAAUAUUUUAUAAUUUUAGUAAAUAUGAAAAAGUAUCUAUGAUGUGCUUAAAUUACAUUAUUUAUAUUCUUGUUAAAACUGCUUCAAAUAUGAACAAUUUCCCCUUUAUAAUUAAACUAAUAAAAUAUAUCCACAAUACAUAUAUAUCGACAAAUAUUGAGGAAGUUAAAUUUGUAGUGUUCAGAGUAAUAACAGAAAUAGUGAUAAAUUCCCCAUUUUUAUCUCAAAAAUGGAAAAUUGAACCUGUAAAUAAUCAUAAAAUAGAAAAAGAAAAAGAAUCCAAUGAAUGUAAAAGCGAUGAAGCUAUGAUGGAUGAUCCAGAUACUAAGGAAUAUAGAAAAGGAAAUUAUUUAUUAAAAAAUGAAGAAAAAAAAGAAAAGCAUAAUAAUGAGACUAUCAAUGACAAUAAUAACAAUGCGGAGGACAAUAAAAGUAUACUAUCUUAUAAUUCGUCUAAUUUUGAAAAAUAUAUUAACUUAGUUUUUACUAAUAAUAAUAACAAUAUAAUACCAUAUGGUAAUUUAAUCGAUUUAAAUAAUUCAGACGAAAAAAGAGAAGAAACAAUUUUAGAAACACAACCAGGAAAUAUAAAAGAAAAUCCAUUAGAUGAUGAUAAAAAUAAUCAGAGCCAUUAUAGUGCCAUGAGUGAGGAUAAUAAUAAAAAACAUGAAAAAGAUAAAUUAAAUGAAACUACAAAAGAUAAAGAUACAUUAGAUAGUUGUGGAGAUUAUAUUUUUGACAUAAGCCCUGAAGUUGUAAAACAGGAUAGCAUAUUAGAUAGCAUUAAUAAUAACUCUCAGAAAGAUGAGAAAACAAAUGUGGAUAAGUUAGAAAAUAUUAAUUUGAACCAAGAUGAAAAGAAAGAGUAUAAAUGUGGGCAAUCAAAUGGAAGAAAUGACCAAAAAAUAUAUUUAUGUGAAUGUUUGGGCUUGUUAAUCCCGUAUAUAAAAGAUAAUGAACAGAUAAUUCGAUAUCUUAGUAUUUAUUCUAUUUGUAUAUUGAUAGGGAAAUUAAAAGGGUUUAAAAUUGUGAAUAAAAAUCAUUUUAUUUAUUUUUUUUUAAACCCAUUGGAUAUGGUUCUAAAUAUGUUACAUAAUUUGGAUAUGGUUAAUAACAGAAGAAAAGGAAAGAAAGCCUAUAUCAAAGGUAAAAUGAUAAAAAAAAAACCAAAGACAAAUUUAAGUAUAUCCCUCGAAAGGACCAAUGAUAUAAAUAAAAACUAUCUGUAUGGCGAUGUAAAUUACGAUAACAAUGGGAACUAUAAUUAUGAACAAGCAAUAAAAGGUUCAAAAAUGCUAAAUCUAGAAAAUAGAAAUGAAAUCCGUUUCUACAGUGACAAUAAAAUUAAUGAAGACUCUAAAAAUAUUUACUAUAAUGAAAAGCUUGCUAAAAGCUGUGCUAUAGGUGAACAAUCUAAUAAAAAUGUGAAUAAUACGCGUGAGGAGCUAUUGAAAUUAUGUAAAAAUAAAAAAUAUUAUUAUAAAAAAAUAAACAAUUUAUACAGCAUUGAAUUUUACAACGAUUUUUGUAAGACUAUCGAAAGGAAAAUGAAAGAAAUAUAUGACGGGAAAUAUCAAAAAAAUAUUGCCAAGAAAUUAAGAAAAAUAUUUGUGCAUAAUAAAAGGAACGAAUUAGACAUAACAAAAAAUUACAAAAAACUUCCUAACAUAAUUAACUAUAUAAUAAAUGAAUAUUUUACAGAAAAAGAGAAGAAAGCAUAUAUAAAUUCCCUUUUCAGUUGUAUUCAUAAUAAAAAUAAAAAUGUAUCAAUUUACGGAAUAAAUUUGCUCAUGUAUAAUAUAUCGAAUAAGAAAAUUGACAAAAAUAGUAUUGAAACGGUUAUGAAUAGAAUAUUCAGUGAGUUGUAUUAUUAUACUAGGGCAAAUGUAUUAAUAAAUGUGAGUAAGAAUAUAACAACAAUAAAGAACAUUAGAAAAAAUAUAAAUGAAAAUGACCCGAAUAAGAAUGGCAACAGUUCCAAUAACUCGAAAGGGCAUACUAAUGAAAAAAAAGAAUUAGAUGAAACUCUAGAAGCAUAUACAAAUAUAUGUUUGGAAAUAAAAAAGAAAGAAGAAAAAAAAAAUAUUUUAGAAAAAUAUUUAUAUAUAAUUUUAUUAAUGUGCAGAAAACAUUUUUAUGUUAUGAUAAAUAAAUUAUGCACAUUACAAUCGAAGUAUAAUUAUGAGCAUAUAUAUUUUAUAUAUAUGAUAUGCAAUAAUGAAAUAUUAUUAUAUAAAACCUUAGAUUAUUUAUUUUAUAUUUUGAAUAAUUUGAAUAUACUCAAGCUAAAUAACAAUUUAAGCAAUAUAAUGUCUCUACUAUUUCAUAUACUUAAAUUUAGAAAUAAAUUUAUAAAAAAAUAUACACAGAAAUAUUAUGUAGAAUUAUUUUUAAUAGUCUUUUAUGUUCUCGGUGUUAAACAACUAACUCAUAUAAAAACUAGUCAAGAAGUUGUUAAAAACGAGGGAUUAGGAAAUAACAAAUAUAAUAGUAAUUUCAAUAGAAAUGGUAGUGUAAUUUAUAAUAAUUUGAAUAUCAAAUCAGUACUUGAAAAUUUCAGUCUAGACAAAACGAAUGUCUUGGGAAAUUACAUAAAAAUGGUGUCUUCUAGUGUUGAAAAUGAUAAUAAUAAUGAACAAUUUGAAAAACAAAAUUUUGAUGAAAAUAAAAAAAAUUAUUAUAAUGGUAUUGGAAGUGAAACAAAUGAUGAUAAAGAACCACGGGAAGGAAAUAACGAAAAUAUUGAUUAUAUGAACAAGAUUGAAGAAAAGACAUCUUCAGAGUAUGAUAUGGGAGACAAUAAUAAUGAUAUAGAACGAAUACAAAUAGGUAUACAAAACAGUGAAUGCCCAAAAGACCGUAUUUUUGAAGAUAAAUUAACUAGUUCUCAUUUUUUUAUAAAACGGCAUGAUGAAUUUAAAUUUACAAAUAUGAAAAAAAUAUCAAAAGAAGAGUACAAUAAAAAGAUAUACAAAAAUUAUACUUGUAGUAUAAGUGUAAAUAAUAGUUUGAAUUGCUUAAAUAUAAUAAAAGAAAUUUUAAAAUUAAAUAAAAAGAAAAAAAUAUUAAAUUAUUACAAAAAUAAUAAUUUCGAAAAAUUAUUAUAUUAUAAACAUUCAUUUGAAAGUGGAUUAAUAAAAUAUAUAUAUGUAUUUUUAAAAAAUAAUAAUGAUUGUUCAAAAGUAUUUAAUUUCUUAAAUUUUUUCAUAAAAAGUAAUAAUAUAAAUUAUAUAAUAAUUUCCUUGAUCAUAUUGUCCCAGCUUCCUUUGUGUGUAUUUACAGUGAAGGAUAGAAGAGAUGUUUCUGCCAAUACUUCAGAAAGUUCAUCGACAGUUAGCAACUUGGCAAAAAAUCUAAAAAUAAUAAAGCCAAUGGUUUCUGUGUUGUAUUAUAUCAGUUGUAAAUAUAAAAACAGCUAUGUUACAAAAUAUUUGCACAUAUCAUUUAAGAACUUAUUUAUAAUAUUUAAAGAUGUAAUUAAUUAUCAAAAAAAUAAUAACAUGGAAAUAUUCUCUCUAUGUAUAAACGAAAAAUAUGCUUUAAACAUAUUGAACUCUUUAUUUAUUAAUUUAUUCAAUAAUGAUAAAAAUAGUAUUAAGAAUGCUUUAAAGGCUUUCAAAGAGGCAUGUAAGUAUGAAAGCAAAUGUUGGCCAUCAAAUGCAUGCGCUUCAUUUAUAAAUACCUUAUGUAACCCGAAUAUAAUUUUUAUAUAUUUGAAUAGUAAUGAAACUAUGGAAAAAAUAUAUAUAUGCAAGAUAUUAUGUGAGGUUUUUAAAACGAUGAGGCGCGAAAAGGAAAAUAUAAUCAGAAAAAAAAAUGAACAACAGUCUUUUGGUGAAAUAAAAUCGCAUUAUAACUCUAUAUCCAAUUUAAAAAAAAAACACAUUUAUGAAAUUGCAACAUAUUUAAUGAUACAUUUAGUGGAUAAAAGAAAAAAAGUUUCCUUAAAUGUUUGGUUAGCUCUAAAGGAAUUGAUAAAAUUUAAAUUCUCUGAUCAUGUAAACCCGACUUUACACUUUUUUUAUUAUAAAAUGUUUGUAUCGGAUGAAGAAAAGGAUGCUUUUGAAAAAAAUGAUUAUUCUACUAAAAAAAAAAGGAAACAUACGAAAAAAAGAAAGGAUCAAAAAAGAGAUGCUCACAUCAAUAUUACCAACAAUACGAAUACAUAUACAUUUGCACAAAAGUACAAUCAUAAUGAUGAUGAUCAAAUAAAGGAUAUGAAUAUGAUAUAUUAUGACGAAAAAAAACACAUACCUGGUCAUAAGACAGAACCAGGUGAUACUAUAAAUAAUCCACCAUGUGAACAUUUUUUAAAAAAAGAAAAAAGAAAUAAGAAAAAGUUGAGCAUAGGAAAACGAGGGUGCAAUUACACAUAUCCAUCCAUUAUAAUAACUGAGGAAGUAGAUCAAAAUGCCAACUUAAAAAAUAAAAACUUACUUCCUUAUAACACUGAUAAAGUUAGCAAUGCAACUGAAAAAAAAUUGCAUAUAAGCAAUAAUAAAACAAAUAAAAUUAAGAAAAAUAAGACACGAAAGAUAACAAAAAAACAAGCAUACAUCACUACAAGCAACAGUGAUCAUGAUGAGAUAAAUAAAAUGAAUAAACAAAUAGACAAUAGUGAAUCAGAAAAUACGUGCAAUAAUAGGAUACAAAAAAUUAAUAUGUAUUAUUACAAAUUAUUCAUUGAAAUAUUUAUACCCCUUAUAAUAUGCAUAGAUACAAAAAUAUCAUAUCGAAAAAAUUUAUUCGUGAGUAUAUAUAAGUAUUUGACUGAGAAAAAAUAUGAAGAAAAGCAUGCUCAAAAUAAUUCAUUGUUUCAAAUUUGUGAUAAUACUGAAUUAUAUAAUAUAUUUUUUAGUGAAAUAAAAUUAAACAUAAAAAAUAUAAACAGCAUAUAUCGAGCUUAUAUAAUUUUACUAAAUAGUAGAAAAUGCUUUCAUAAAAAAUUAUGGAAUAUUAAUAUGCCAAUAAGUGAAGACGUAAUGAAUAUGAUAAAGGAGUACAACUCAAAAAGUACAAAACAUAGAGCAGAGUAUGUAUUAUUUGGCGAUUUAAAAAAUUAUAUAUAUGCACAAAAAAUGAAAGGUGAGCAAAGUGAUAAUAACAAAGAUGAUAGCAGCGAAAAAAGCAAAAAUAAUAUAAUAUCCAAAGAUUUUACCGCAUCUAUAACAAAUUCAAUAAUAAACACAUUUUCUGAGACCUUUAAUUAUUCAUAUGAUAGUUUUUUUGGGAACAACGAUAGUUUAAGUAAAUCAAGUAGUGCAGAUAUUUCUAAAAAUUACAAAAGUAUAAUAGGUGAUAAUCAGAGGGAGCUCCAAAAUUAUUUAAGUCAAGAUGAAGAUAAUGCCAAUGAAUAUAAUAAUGAAAAGUCUGAAUCACUUCAUAAUAAUAUUAUAAUAAAUAAUGAUCGUAAAAACGAUGAACUACAUAUUUAUGAACAAAAUGAAGACGGAGAAAAGCAAAUAGAACAAAAUUCAUAUACUUUAAAAAAUAGCGAGGAAAAACAAAAUUCCAACAUAAAUGAAAAUUUGAAUUCUACAAAUAAAAAGAAGGAAACAAAUAACAGCAAUAUUCGAAAUAGUUGCAGUAGUGAACAAAAUAAUGGUAUCACUUUUGAGUCACAACUUAAGGGAAAUUUGAAAAAAUAUCUUACAUCCUUUAAUAAAAAUAUUGGAAACAGAGAAAAUUACUGUAUUUAUAUAUCUAGCAGUGAUGAAGAGGACGAAAUAGAAAAAAAUCUCCCGAUAAACUCUGAGAUGGCAAAAAGAGAAGAUGCUACAACAACAACAGUCAAUGAAGAUGGUUCUAAAAGAAAGGAGCGGGUACCAAUAAAAAAAAAAGAUGCUUUAAUAAAUUACUACGGAAAUGUGAACUAUUUAAAAAGGAAGUUUAAAAAACUGGAACAACUAAAUAAGUGUUAUAAUUUUAUUAAUCAAUUUAAAAGUAUACAAAGUUUAAAUAUAAAUGACAAUUUACUGCACUGGAUAGAAAUAUUGAAAUUCUUAAAAGAAGAUCCUCCACAAGUUAUAUUAUCAAAAGAUAAUAAAUUUGUUGAGAAUUUUGAUUUUUUUGAAUCAUCACUUGUCUGUUCUUUAACUGUUAUAAAAUUAGUGUCUUUAACAUUAAAUAUUAGAAAGUUGCAUAAAAUUGUUCGAAAUAGUAUGGUGAUUGAUUCAGAAACUUAUCAGAACAAUGCUGGAGGUGAAUCAAAUAGCCACCUUAACAGAGACAAACCAGUAGGGGAUGAAAAUACGUAUGAACAUAAAAUAAUGGAAGAAAUGUAUUAUAUGCACUUAUUAUAUAUAUCAACAAAGCUAGAAGCUCUAUCAUCGACAAUUACUAAACAGUUAUGCACAUAUUUGCAAGGGGAUAAAACGGACCUUCACUUUCCCAUAAUUAAGUCAUUGUCAAUUCUUUCUAUUUUGAAACCGUAUUCCUAA